GUUGGCUCGGUUCGGGGCGCAGCCCGGGACUCCGAGCAGCUUCUGCAGCCUUCGGCGGCCGGGGCUCCCCGCUGCUGAUCCCCACAGCCCCCGGAGCUCACAGGAGGGCGUCGCCGCCACGGAGCUCAUCGCUUUGGCCACAGUUACCAAGAAACAUGAGCUCUGGCACUUUGGGCCGACGCCUGGUGGCGUGUCUUCUCAACGUGUCUGAGGCUCGCAGGAGAGACGUGGUGGAGCGCGUCGCCCGAGCGGCUCUGUGCAACGUCGAAGGGGUGAAACGGGAGGACACCACAGUUCUGAACAUCUUCAGUGAUCACGACUACAACCGCUCCGUCAUCACCAUCGUGGCCUCCAUUGACUCCAUCAGGGAGGCGGUUCUUUCUGCGUGCCAGAAGGCGUGCACGCUCAUCGACAUGAGUUCACACAUGGGGGUCCACCCUUGUUUGGGCGCCGUUGACCUCAUACCUAUUUAUCCCCUGGGGGAGGACAUGGGAGUGGAGAAGUGCGCUCAGGAGGCUCGGGCUGUAGCUCAGGAGCUCACAGAAAGGGUCCAGGGUACAAGCGCCUUUCUGUUCGGCUGGGCUGACUCCCCCUUACAGCGGGGGCUGGCGCACAGGAGGAAGGAGUUGGACUGGUUCAAGAAGAGCUCGGACUUACAGGCCAUAAGGCCCGAUGUUGGGCCACAACCACAGAGACGGUACGGCCUGACAGGCGUCGGGGCCAGUCCAUACGUCAUGAACUGUAAUGUCACUAUCGACACCCAUGACAUGGCCAUCGGCCGCAGCGUUGCCGCAGCCAUCAGGGAGUCCACGCCCGGGGGCCUCCCUGGAGUCCAGGCGCUGGCGUUGCCCCACGAGGGCGCUGUGGAAAUUGCCUGUAAUGUGGAGAGCACGGAGGGCCCCCCGCUCGGUCACCUGACAAAUGACCCCUGGCCGUGUUUCAGCAUCGACGGGACGCCAUACUGCCACGCCCCGGCCGCCCUCAUCACAACCAGGGUAGCUGAGCUGGCAGGAGGACAGGGGGUGGGCGUGAAGGGCACCGCCCUGGUGGGGUUUACCCCCCACGAGUGCAAGGACUUGGCAGAGUUUGCGUUGUCUCAAGGGAUCGGCGAGUUCUGGAAGGAGCAGCGGAGGAUUCGGAUGUAAACAACCUGGUGACGAUCUCACCAUGAGA
Molecule: messenger RNA, 1173 nt
Organism: Nematolebias whitei (Rio pearlfish)
Lineage: Eukaryota; Metazoa; Chordata; Actinopteri; Cyprinodontiformes; Rivulidae
Gene: ftcdnl1
Product: formiminotransferase cyclodeaminase N-terminal like 1
Exons: 6
Coding region: 156-1145 (329 amino acids)
Molecular function (GO): folic acid binding; transferase activity
Source: RefSeq, a predicted model, not a curated record